AUGCGAUCUUGGCGACACACUCUGAUGCUACUCACACUAGCUAUGAGCACUGGCGCAGAUGAGGGAGACUCUCCAGUCACGGUCACAUGUCCGUCGUGGGGCCUGCUUGGUAUUGCGUGCUGUAUCGAUCCGGAAUUGGACACCGACAAAUACCCACAGUACGUUUACGAUGUUACGGCAAGCUUCAUCAAGAGCGGCGUCGCCGCAUUCAGUCAGGGACCGUCUUGUGCCUAUUCAACUCUGACUGGAACUACGGAUACAUUCAAUUCCGCCAUUGAAGAUGUCUUGUUCACUACGUGUUCGUCGCAAGCCAGUCCCGAAGAUUGCCAGCAGUACGCUACGUGCGUGGGAUGUGCGUGGGCAACAAUGGUGUACUCAUUUUAUGGCGACGAUUGGAAUGAACGUCAGGGCAUCUUACGGCACAACAUCCACGACUGGAGCGUUGAUUUGCAACUCGGAUAUGACUUCGUUCCUGGAGAUUUUUGCAAGAAAAUUGGCUCAGAUGCAAGCACUCUCUAUCAAGGUGGCUCGGCCGAUUUCCUGACGCAGUGCAUCCCUACAUCUAAUUUCUGA
Cyphellophora attinorum is the source of this 573-nucleotide messenger RNA. RefSeq lists its product as uncharacterized. The transcript has a single exon. The record is from RefSeq and is a predicted model, not a curated record. NCBI's taxonomy places the organism in Eukaryota, Fungi, Ascomycota, Eurotiomycetes, Chaetothyriales, Cyphellophoraceae. Bases 1 to 573 code for a protein of 190 amino acids.